Sitodiplosis mosellana (orange wheat blossom midge) is the source of this 1947-nucleotide messenger RNA. RefSeq names its product L-threonine ammonia-lyase. Gene Ontology annotation, molecular function: L-serine ammonia-lyase activity; threonine deaminase activity. Gene Ontology annotation, biological process: L-threonine catabolic process; L-serine catabolic process. The transcript has 12 exons. The record is from RefSeq and is a predicted model, not a curated record. NCBI's taxonomy places the organism in Eukaryota, Metazoa, Arthropoda, Insecta, Diptera, Cecidomyiidae. Bases 358 to 1671 code for a protein of 437 amino acids.
AGAUGUACAAUAAAGCUGUUGCCUUUGCAUAUUCGUCAAUUGCGUUUAGACCAUUCCAUUCGAUGAAAUCUUAAUUUUUCGUUAAAUUUCCAGAUUUAUAAAUCCGCAAAAUUUACCUUUAUAAUCGUACUUUGUAAUAUAGAUCGAUAACGAUUUUGAGAUAAUCGCAAAAUAUCAAACAAUUGAUUUCAUUACCGAGAUAAAACUUAGCGUAUGCGCCGGUUUGACCGACAUUUAGAGGCUUCUUUUCAUACGGUGCGUGUCAUUCAAAGUUAACGUGGUCAGCAGAGCAUCAGUGCAAUUAGGCAAAUUCUGAUACAAAUAAAGAAAUUGAAUAAAUAAUUCCAACGCAAUAAAAUGGCUGAGAUAAAUGAAAAUGCAAAAAGUAGUGAUUAUCAACUGGAUGUGGUUGAUCCUCAUUGUGUUGCCGAAAAUCCAGUGAAGGUGACUUUUCACGAGAUCACUUCGGCGUCGUAUCUCAUCAAAUCGGGAAUUGAAUACACUCCAUGCACGAAAUCGAGGUCGACAUACAACGGCAUGGAUUUAUAUCUGAAGAAAGAUCUACUUCAAUAUACGGGCAGUUUUAAAGAACGUGGUGCGCGAUAUGCAUUGUUGAAAUUAAGUGAAGAAGAAAGAAGGACUGGAGUCAUUUCGGCCUCUUUGGGCAAUCAUGCACAAGGGCUGAGUUAUCAUGCGUUCAAACUUGGUAUCCCGUGCACAGUAGUAAUGCCGGUCACUGCUCCAAUUAUGAAGAUUCAAAGAUGUCGCAGUUUCAAUGCGGAAGUUCUUGUUCAAGGUGCGACUAUGGCGGAGGCUAGAGGUCUAGCAUUGCGAUUGGCAAAAGACCGUGGUCUCACUUACAUCAAUGGCUACGAUCAUCCUAAUAUUAUUGCUGGUCAAGGGACAAUCGGUCUAGAAAUCUGUGAACAAGUUCCGUUUCCAGAUGUCGUAGUCAUACCGGUUGGUGGAGGUGGUUUAAUUGCUGGCGUUGCCACGGCCAUAAAAGCAAUGAGCCCAUCAACCAAGAUCAUCGGUGUUGAAUCGGAAAAAUGUCCGAGUUUUUCAAAAGCAAUGGAACAAGGGGAACCAGUCGCAGUAAAAAUUGAACCAACUUUAGCGGACGGUUUGGCCGUUCCAAUGGUUGGUUAUAAUGCUUUCAAAACGGCCGCCCCAUUGAUGGACAAAAUGGUUGUUGUAAAAGAAGAAUGGAUUGCAUUGGCUAUUCUACGCUUGGUUGAACAAGAAAAGAUGGUUGUCGAAGGAGCUGGCGCUUGUGGAUUGGCCGCCAUAAUGGCUGGUCAGUUGAAUGAAUUCAAAAAUAAAAAAGUGGUUUUACUUUUGUGUGGUGGGAACAUUGAUACGACUACAUUUGGACGAUGUUUAGAACGAGGCUUAGCAAGCGAAGGACGUCUUCUUAGGUUUAACGUUACGUUGGAUGAUGGCCCAGGUGGAAUAGCUCAAUUGUGUCGAAUCUUAGCCGAUAUUGGUGUGACUAUCAAAGACAUAAUGCAUGAACGUGCAUGGCUGAGAGACAUCUACAGCGUUGAGGUUAAAGUUGUGUGUGAAACACGCGAUUGGGAACAUGCCCAAGAACUACGUGGGGUUUUACUCGAAAACUACCGUGAUGUUGUCUUCAAUGAUAUCCCAUUGGCUUUGUCGAGUGAAAUGUAAAUGUAAAUGAAAUGUAUUGGUAAAAUUGCAACACAGCAAUAAGAUCAACUUUUUACGUCACCAAUUUCAAAUUACUCUUAGUAACUAAUCCGCCUGAUGGAUUGAUAUGCAUAUGCCAUAAAAAAGUAUUUUGUAGAAUAAAUAAAAGCUUAACCUUGAUUUCUACUGGAAGAGAUAAACAAGUCAUAUGAGAGAGAAAGAGAAUAAUCGAAAUAAACCGUUGGGCAACUUACCUUGAAUUAAUUAGUUAAUAAUAACACGCAUUGAUAACGAACC